UUUCCCCGGUCACUGCUCUGGCAACACUGCGACUCCGAACAUGGGCGACAUGGAGAACGAAUACAAGGGAACCAUCACCGCCAAGGAGGACUUCGACGUGGAAUUCGCCGCCAAAAGGUUCCAGAAAGCCUUCAAAGGGAUCGGAUCGGACGAGAAGAUGAUCAUCAAGAUGCUCACCCAGCACGACUCCCUCCAGCGGCAGGAGAUCGAGGAGAAGUAUAAGGAGAUGUAUGGAAAGGACCUGAUCGAUGACCUGAAGGAUGAACUUGGGGGUCACUUCGAGGACGCCGCCGUCGCCCUCAUGACCGCCCCCAGUGACCUCUUGUGCGGCGCCCUUCAAGAUGCCCUGAAGGGAAUGGGAACGGACGAAAAGACGAUCAUUGACAUCCUUUGCUGCCGGGACGCUGAGGAGAUUGACAGCCUGAAACAACGCUACGCAUACCUCUACGACGAGGACCUCGACGAAGUGAUCCAGUCCGAGCUCUCCGGGGACUUCCAGCGCCUGAUUCGGGGCCUCUGCGCCGGCGGACGCGACGAGGAGGGCAACGUCGACGCCGCCAACGCUCGCAAGGACGCUCAGGACCUGUACGACGCGGGCAUCGGGAGCAACGCCGGCACGGACGAGGCGGAGUUCGUGCGGGUCCUCAUCACGCGGAGCUACGGCCAGCUGAGGGAGAUCUUCGACGCCUACGACAGCAUCGCCGACGAGGCCAUCGAGGAGUCCAUCGAGAAGGAGUUCGGCGGGGACAUCAAGGCCGGGCUGCUGGCCAUAGUGCAACGCGUGAGAGACCUCGGGUUCUACGCUGAACGCCUGAACAACGCCAUGGCAGGAGCAGGAACCGACGACAAGGCUCUCAUCCGCAUCCUCGUGUCGCGAAGUCAGAUCGACCUGGCCGACAUCAGGUCCCGUUACAAGGAGCUCUACUCGACGGAUCUCGUGGAGGACAUCGAGGCAGACUGCAGCGGGGACUACUGCAAGCUCCUCGUCGCUCUCGUUGGAGGAGAGUCGAACUGAAGUCCUCGAGAAAGCCCUUUUCUUGCUUAUCUUGAGCGAAGGAAAAGAGUGAGAAAGAGAGAAAUAAGUGUCAUGACUCAGACCUCUAACUUACGCACGGUAGAAAAUUGACGAGUUGUUGUGGUGAAUAAUGGAAAAAUGUUGAUCUUCACUUGGAAAAAACGAAUAAAUAAAUAAAGAGUAAUAUGUCUUUUCUCUCGAGGAAAUUCACUUGGAAAAAACAAAUAAAUAAAUAGAGUAAUAUGUCUUUUCUCUCGAGGAAGGAAUGGAAUUUGUCGUUUGACUGAUUCUGCACAUGUUUAUGCGGAAGGUUUGGCCUGUUCUCCAUAUGGGAAAAAUGCUGUUCAUGUUCUGAAGAGCCGAUUGGGAAACAGUCGUCUUUGUUCCUGUAGGAUUUUAUUCAUAUGCAUCUGAGAGAUAUUUGAUUACAUUCUUUGUGAAGUUAAUGGUAAGAAAAAAAAAAAUAAACGAUGAUUCAGAAUCUCGAAAUAAAGAUAUUCGGAUGGAUUGGGCCAUGUGAUAUGAUUAGUUACUUAGCCUUAAGGAAGAUACCUCUUUUGCACUCUCAUUUCCCAAGUGCCUUCUUCGCUCCUUCGGGCCGUACCAGACCAG
Penaeus vannamei (Pacific white shrimp) is the source of this 1627-nucleotide messenger RNA. Lineage: Eukaryota; Metazoa; Arthropoda; Malacostraca; Decapoda; Penaeidae. The record is from RefSeq and is a predicted model, not a curated record.